Messenger RNA from Drosophila rhopaloa, 3935 nucleotides. RefSeq names its product glucose dehydrogenase [FAD, quinone]. The transcript has 2 exons. Bases 857 to 2989 code for a protein of 710 amino acids. The record is from RefSeq and is a predicted model, not a curated record. Gene Ontology annotation, molecular function: flavin adenine dinucleotide binding; oxidoreductase activity, acting on CH-OH group of donors. NCBI's taxonomy places the organism in Eukaryota, Metazoa, Arthropoda, Insecta, Diptera, Drosophilidae.
AAAGUCGCAGAAAAGUGAAGUGAAUCGAAAGGUUAAAGUUUCAAACACCUGUUGCCGGUUACCAAAAAGAAACAAAAAAUAAUAAUGGGUGAAAAGAGUUCGAAAUGAAAUGCACUGAAGUGCAUAUUUUUUUUCGGUUUUUCAUUUGCACAAUCCACCCACAAAAUGUACAAACACAAAAACCACAUUAAACUAUGAAAUACGUUCAGAAAACCAAUAAAAGAAAAAUACUAACAAUAAAGAAAGAGAGGCUUUGAUAAGUAGGCUAUAUGUUGCAGGCACAGCAGCAACACUAACGGUUGUUCGGGGGUAUUGUUAAUGUAGCUGCCUUUUUGGCUUACGACGAGCACAUGGAAAGCACAAACUAGCAGCAAUAAGGAUCUAACGAGAAGGACAUUCAAGUAUCAAAUUAAAAAGGAUCUACGGAGCAUAUAAAAUAAAUACAAAAUUAAUAACAAUAAUUACCUAAUAAGCAAAUCAGCAAAGGAUUAUCCAUCGAACGUGAAUAAUUCAAAUUAAAGAAGGAGCUAAGGAAAAUAAAUAUAAUAAAUGUUAAACAUCCUGAUGAGAAUUUCCAACAAAUAAUCGAAAAAGAAAUCAGAAAGCACUGUGGCAUUAAAGCACAUAAGCAAAGCAGCACUUAAACUUUGCGGCUUAUCAGAAAUCGGGCAAUAUCAGAGCCCCGCCAUGCAAAAAAGAAAAAAACGCUAGACUUCAGAGAGUGGCAAGAAGAAAGUGUGGAAAAUAAACCAGAUUAACAUUAAACAAAGGACUAGAAAGCUUAAGGCUUUGGAAAGCCACAAGGGAUAACCGAGAGCUAGAACUGUAGUGGCACUAGAACCCCCCCUCCUGCAACAUGGUGCUAAACCUUCUCUUUAUAACCACUGUGAUCAAGUCGACAUUUGGCGUGGUGACCACGGGACUCUGGCUGAUUCCCCUGAUGCUGGCCGCCAUCACCUACUAUCGCUACGAUGCCGUCGAUCCCGAAUCGAGACCACUGGAUCAGCUAAAUCUCUUUCCCGAGUACGACUUCAUAGUGGUGGGCAGUGGUUCGGCCGGUGCGGUGGUGGCCAAUCGUUUGAGUGAGGUGAGGAAAUGGAAAGUGCUGCUCAUCGAGGCCGGUCCCGAUGAAAACGAGAUCUCAGAUGUACCAUCGCUGGCCGCCUAUCUGCAGCUGAGUAAACUGGAUUGGGGCUACAAGACGGAACCCUCGACGAAGGCCUGUUUGGGCAUGCAAAACAAUCGCUGCAAUUGGCCAAGAGGACGUGUGCUGGGCGGCAGUUCGGUGCUUAACUACAUGCUCUAUGUGCGCGGCAAUCGCAAUGACUACGAUCACUGGGCCUCGUUGGGUAAUCCCGGCUGGGAUUACGAUCAUGUGCUGCGGUACUUCAAGAAGUCGGAGGACAAUCGUAAUCCCUAUUUGGCGAACAACAAGUAUCACAAUCGCGGUGGUCUGCUGACGGUCCAGGAAUCCCCAUGGCAUUCUCCAUUGGUGGCCGCCUUCGUGGAGGCCGGCACUCAGAUGGGCUACGAGAAUCGUGACAUAAAUGGGGCCAAACAGGCGGGUUUCAUGAUCGCCCAAGGAACCAUUCGACGCGGAUCGAGAUGCUCCACGGCCAAGGCCUUCCUGCGACCAAUACGUUCGCGCAAGAACUUCCAUCUCUCGAUGAACUCCCAUGUGACGCGCAUCAUCAUUGAGCCCGGAACGAUGAGGGCCCAGGCCGUGGAGUUUGUGAAACAUGGCAAGGUCUAUCGCAUUGCCGCUAGAAGGGAGGUGAUCCUCUCGGCCGGUGCCAUCAAUACACCGCAGCUAAUGAUGCUAUCCGGUUUGGGACCGCGAAAACAUCUGGAAAAGCUGGGAAUCCGUGUGCUGCAAGAUCUGCCCGUUGGCGAGAAUAUGCAGGAUCAUGUGGGAAUGGGCGGACUCACCUUCCUGGUGGACAAGCCCGUGGCAAUUGUCCAGGAUCGUUUCAAUCCCACGGCCGUUACCUUUCAGUAUGUACUACGCGAACGUGGACCCAUGACGACAUUGGGCGGAGUGGAGGGCUUGGCCUUUGUCCAUACACCCUACUCCAAUCGCAGCCUCGACUGGCCGGACAUCCAGUUCCACAUGGCACCGGCCUCCAUCAAUUCGGAUAACGGAGCGAGGGUGAAGAAGGUGUUGGGUCUGAAGGAGUCCGUGUACCAGGAGGUCUAUCAUCCAAUAGCGAACAAGGAUAGUUGGACCAUUAUGCCGCUGUUGUUGAGACCCCGAUCGCGGGGUUCUGUCAAAUUGCGAACGGCCAAUCCCUUUCACUAUCCCCUGAUCAAUGCCAACUACUUUGACGACCCACUGGAUGCCAAGACACUGGUGGAGGGUGCCAAGAUAGCACUGCGAGUGGCCGAGGCCCAGGUCUUCAAGCAAUUCGGCUCGAGAUUGUGGCGAAAGCCAUUGCCAAAUUGCAAGCAGCACAAGUUCCUCUCCGAUGCGUAUUUGGAGUGUCAUGUGCGGACCAUUUCGAUGACCAUCUAUCAUCCGUGCGGCACUGCGAAAAUGGGACCCGCCUGGGAUCCCGAGGCUGUGGUGGAUCCCCGAUUGAGGGUCUAUGGAGUACGUGGACUGCGUGUGAUUGAUGCCAGCAUUAUGCCAACGAUCAGUAGUGGCAAUACGAAUGCGCCGGUGAUAAUGAUUGCGGAAAAGGGCGCCGAUCUGAUCAAGGAGGAUUGGCUAACGAAUCCCGAGUACAAAGUCAAGCGGCAGGCCCAAGUUCAAGAUGCACAGGCAGCUGGGAGCAACAUUCAGGGCAUUAGUGUGCCUGCCAGCAACAUUAGUCACAGUGACAGGAGCAACAUGGAGAUCGGUUUCGGCAACAGCAGUCACAUCAACAUCAGCAACUUCAGCAAUAGCAGUCACAUAAGCAACAGCAACAGCAGCAACAUCGACAGCAGCAACAUCUACAGCAGCAACAUCGACAGCAGCAACUUCACACUCAACUAUGCGGAUAGUUAGUGACUUGAGAAGGAUAACAGAGCUCCAGUCAGCUCCAGAUUUUGUGCUCAGGGCUCCAUUAGCUUUAAACACUUGCAAAAGUGUCCACAACGAGAGACAACACAAAAUGUUUGCCAUUGCUAAAGUAACUUGUUGAGAAGGUAACUCUUUGGGAUAGAGGAUAACUCAACAAAAGCCAGAAUGUGAUCCAAAAACACACAGAAAAUUGUUCACUGAAACCAGAAGCUAUCUACUUUUCAACCCGAAGUUAUCAUAUUUAUGGAAUCGACCAAAAUAAUGUCUACUCUUUUGUUUGAAAGAAGUCCACAACCAUCAACAUGGAUAUUCACUACUGAAGUUCAUUUGAAAAACAUUUUGGAUUGCUCAUGAAAACUCAAUUAAAAAGGUUUAAAAACCCUACUAUUAAAUCUGAAGCUGUGCAUUAAAAACGGCUCUUCAUAAAAGUUUUAUAUCUAAAACUUAACCAACUUUAUCUCUGUUUCUCACGAUGCUUUUAGUUCAUUUAUGUUUUGUUAUUAAGACAAUCAAAUGAUUCUAACUAAAAAUUGUUUUUUCAGUAGAAAUCAACACAAUUACUGCGGAAGGAAUUCAAUUACAUAUGUAGUAAAUUAACUUCUAAACCUUUUUAUUACCUAUGAUGGAAAAAUUGGUUGUUAACUUAUAACUCCUGGUUAAAAAUGUAUGUUAUACACAAAGGAGAAGUUUACAAACUCAUACUGCCCAUUGAAUCUCAUCGCAUGACGUCCUCAAAAACUCUACACAACGAUCAAUUGCAAGACGGAAACCAGAAAUCGAGUCAUAGAUUAAAUGCUUACCCUCAAUUAUGCUGUAUUCUUAGCUCUAAUUAGUAAUUGUUGUUCUUUUUUUUUUGUUUAUGUAGUAUUUAUACUAAGCUAGAAUUAGAUAAUUUAAUAUUGUUUGACUAUUUAUAGGAAACUCCCAUACA